GAACAGAGUAGGAGGAGAGAGAUGUAAGGAAAGAAAAAGGAGGGAGAAGAUUAAAGACGCUCCUGAGAAAUUGUUUUAAUCCAGAACCUCAGGGCAGGAAAAGUGCACCAAUCAAGAAAAAGUGAGGCUUGAGCCUUGUUUGGACUCUGCUGUCUUUGUAGGUCCUGUUUUGAAGUGCACAUUAGAAGAGGUCAAAGUUCAAAGAUCAAGCUCAGCAGCAGUGUGUGAAAAUGUUGUUGAGGCUUCUUCUCAUCAUUGGGAUCACCUCUGCCACUGUUACAGCUCACGGACCUCAGAGGAGAGUCAGCAGGGAGUCAGGCUCUUCUGUGUUUCACUCUGAUGACAAUUAUGAGUGGUCCACAUGGUUUAAUGUUGAUCACCCUGGAGGUCGUGGAGACUAUGAACAGCUGGAAGCCAUUCGCUUCUACUACCGUUCCCGAGUGUGUGAGACUCCCCGGGCGAUAGAGGCCAGAACCACCGAAUGGGUUCCAGCCCGUGAAACUGGGGAGAAGGUCCAUGCAGACCCCACCGUUGGCUUCUGGUGCCUUAAUGAGGAGCAGGGUCCUGAUCGCAACUGCUCCAACUAUGCAGUCCGCUUCCUCUGUCCUAAAGAUAGCCCAGAGAAGUUUCAAGGUACCUGGGGUCAGUGGUCAGACUGGAGCCCAUGCCCCGCCCUCUGUGGCCAGGUGGGGGUCCAGCUACGCUCCAGGAACUGCCAAUCUAGAUCUCUACCUUGCAUUGGUCCAAAAGUGGAAGGGAAAGAAUGUGAUGGACCUGAAUGUCCAAAGACAGAUUGCCUCCUUCAGUGUGUAAUGGGGAGGGUAAAUGCUGAAUGUGACGCAUGCAUGUGUGAAGAUCACAUCCUGCUGGGUUCUGUCCGUGGGGCCGGAGGUCUUACUGCUGAGGGGACAACAAUACUUCGCUCUGACCAACUCCUUACCCUUACCGACCACAAUGGGCAUUUUCGUAUCCCUGGCAUCUGCCCUGAUGGAAAUGCCACCCUGACAUUCAGCCUGCAGGGUCACGCUCCCCUUAGCGUUGUUGUGCCACACAGUGCGGAAAAGAUCUCUGUCCUCAGUGUACAGCUGAAACGAACAGAAAAGCUUCAUGUGCUUAGCAACCCAGAAAGCAAGGUCAGGAGGGAGGGACAAGCUACCGCCUUCUGCUGCAAAGUGGCAGGAACCCCACAACCACACAAGUACCAAUGGUUUCAUAACGACACCUUAAUGGAGAGUCACUCAGAGAGCACCUUAGUCCUAAGAGAUCUACAACCUGAGCAGUCUGGGGAGUACCACUGCAGAGCAAUCGGCCAAUCAGGGGCUAUUAAGACCAAACCAGCUACACUCAAAAUCUUAGGUAAAGAUGAGUAUUCAUGUAAUCCCACACCAGAGUCUCACCUCAUCCGGCUCCCACAUGACUGCUACCAAAACAGCACCAACUCUUUCUACUAUGAUGUAGGCAAGUGCUCUUCAGGUCCAUGUGCUGGACAACUGGACAAUGGAAUUAGAUGCAAAGACAAAGUGGCUUACUGCUGCGGUGUGCAGAAAAUGGAAGAGAGGCAAUUAACCUGCCAGGGCUAUCAACUACCCACUAUGGUGGUGACUGAGUGUGGCUGCCAGAAAUGUGUUGAUACCAAGGCUAUAGUGUAUGGUAGGGCCAUUGCUGCAGACAAUGGUGAGCCAAUGAGGUUUGGCCAUAUCUUCAUGAAUGGAGUCAGAAUUAGCCGCACAGGCUACAAAGGAACUUUCUCCAUCCAAGUUCCUCCAGACACUGAAAGGCUAGUCCUGACGUUUGUGGAUAACAUGCAGAAGUUUGUCAAUACCACAAAGGUGCUCCCAUUUAACACUAAAGGAGGGUCUGUUUACCAUGAGAUCAAACUAUUAAGAAAGAAAGCCCCUGUGACCAUCAGCCCUACAGAGACCAACACUCUAGAGCUUGGAGAGGUGGAAGGCCAGGAGGCCAUGGUUCAGAUCCAGAUUCCUCCAAAUUCUUUCUACACAGAGAGAGGGGAAGUCUUCACAGGUAAAGUUAAUGCUAGUGUUACAUUCCUCGACCCUAGAGAUGUCUCCACAGCUGCUGCAGCUCAAAGUGAUCUCAACUUUGUUGGAGAUGAUGGAGAUACACUUCCCCUGAGGACCUAUGGGAUGUUUUCAGUUGACUUUAGGGGUGAGGAAAACAAUGAGCCCCUAAACGCUGGUGAGGUGAAGGUGUUUCUGGAUUCUGCCCAGGUGAAAAUGACUGAACACCUCGAUACCAUGAAGCUGUGGUCACUGAACCCUGAUACAGGCCUGUGGGAGGAGGAAGGCAGUCUGCAGAUGGAGAAGAAAAGAAGAGGCAAAAGGGAGGAGCGAACCUUUCUGAUUGGUAACAUGGAGAUCAGGGAGAGACGUCUUUUUAAUCUGGAUGUUCCAGAGAACCGUCGGUGUUAUGUAAAAGUGAGAGCCUUCCGCAGUGAACGCUUCAUGCCUAGUGAGCAAGUGGAGGGAGUGGUGGUGAGUCUUAUAAACAUGGAGCCCACGGCUGGCUACUCUACUAACCCUCGUGCUUGGGGUCGUUUUGAUAGUGUCGUCACUGGUCCUAAUGGCGCCUGUCUUCCUGCCUUCUGCGAUGAACAAAAAGCUGAUGCCUACUCUGCUUAUGUCAUGGCAAAUCUUGGAGGAGAGGAGCUGGAGGCUGUCCCUUCUGCUCCCAAACUCAAUCCAAACCUAGUUGGUGUGCCUCAGCCUUACCUUGGUAAGCUGAACUACAGGCGGACUGAUCAUGAGGACCCAAGAGUGAAAAAGACCGCUUUCAGUAUCAAUGUGGCUAAACCAAGUUCCAACACAGCUGAAGAGGGCAACGGACCAGUGUACUCAUUUGAGAACUUAAAAGAAUGUGAGGAAGCCCCCUUCAGUGCUGCACACUUCCGCUUCUCAAGAGUAGAGGGAGACCGCUAUGACUACAACACAGUGCCGUUCAAUGAAGAUGACCCAAUGAGUUGGACUGAAGACUACCUGAGCUGGUGGCCCAAACCCAUGGAGUAUCGUGCCUGCUACAUAAAAGUCAAAAUCAACAGCCCACAUGAGAUCAACGUACGAUCUCGAAACAUGGGUGGCACCCACCCGAAGACAGUGGGCCAGCUGUAUGGCCUCAGAGACACUCGCAGCAUCCGUGACAUGGACCAGACAGCAGUUUCAGCAGUCUGUUUGGAGUUCAAGUGCAGUGGAAUGCUGUAUGAUCAGGAACGUGUAGAUCGUACCCUGGUCAAAGUGAUUCCACAAGGAAGUUGUAGGAGAGAUAAUGUCAAUUCAAUGCUGCAAGAGUAUCUGGUCAACCACCUGCCCCUAGCUGUCAACAAUGACACCAAUGAGUUCACUAUGCUUGCACCUCUUGACCCUCUGGGCCACAACUAUGGAAUUUAUACAGUUACAGACCAAGAUCCCCGCACAGCCAAAGAGAUCGCACUUGGACGCUGUUUUGAUGGCACUUCUGAUGGUACAUCUCGUGUCAUGAAGAGCAAUGAUGGUGUAGCGCUGACAUUCACCUGUGGGGAUCGUGAGGUGACACGUCAGAGUAGUGUCUUCCAGGCUUUACAGAACUCACAAGGUCAGCCAGUAACAAGUGUGGUGAGAGGAGAAGGACGACAGAACCGACGUCGUCAGAGGGCAAAUACACCACGCAACAGUCGAAGACGCAGCACCAGGGAUCCUCUUGGAAAACGUACAAAGGCAACAAACUGAACUAUAAAACUGAAAAUCCACAAGACCAAUUUCAACCAGGAACAGAUGAGUGGAUAAAAUUAACCUGUUUUGAUACAUUUGAAUUUCUUUUUUUUUUAAUUACCCAAGUAUGUAAACAAACUUACGUCUAUUUCUAACAGCCUCUUGUUAUGGAAUAAUGGUACUGUUAUUUUGUACUACUAUUUUCAUUUGUACUGUGGUAAAUAUUUACUUGAGACUGUAAAUAGAGUAUUUAUUACAUAUGCCUUAAAGUCAGUCAUCAGUGAACUGGGUGCUGUAUAACUACAUUCAAAUUUGAAAACAAGAAUAAAAACACAUUUGUCCUUUU
This is a messenger RNA of Cheilinus undulatus (humphead wrasse), 4047 nucleotides long. RefSeq names its product cartilage intermediate layer protein, nucleotide pyrophosphohydrolase. The transcript is spliced from 9 exons. The record is from RefSeq and is a predicted model, not a curated record. The coding region runs from base 231 to 3719 and encodes 1162 amino acids. Lineage: Eukaryota; Metazoa; Chordata; Actinopteri; Labriformes; Labridae.